AUGUUAUGUAGUCAUAGACUAGUGAUGAAAUAGAAGGACUUGAAAUAGCAUUGGAAGAAUGGACGGUUCAUAGAACUAUUUCUUGUAUUUCUUCCUUCUCAUGGCUGUAAAGAUCCUCGUGAAGUCUAGGAUUCACACGUCCAUUCCGAUUCCGACGCCCGAAAAGUUUCUUGAGUUCAAAUUUCAAAGAAGUUCGCCGCUCGGUCUUGUAACUUUUGUGAUACCAUUAUAGGCAGAGUCAUGGAAGAUGGAGAUGUGACUGUAAUAGAAAUUGAUGAAGAGGAAGCAGUGUUGAGGAAAACGGCAUAUAAGACAUUGUACGAAAGGUCAAUCACGCUAAUCAACAAGCCAGAAGUAGACAAUGAGGCGCUGGCAGAGUCUGAAAAGAUUCAGAAGGCUUGCACAGAGCUGACAAAAAAAGCGGAAGUGGCCCACGAGCUGGUGGUCGAUAUGAAGAUCAUGAUGGUGAACUCCAACUACCUGAAGAAGCACAUCGAGACGUCCAGCACCAACGUGUACACCUUCAAGGCCAGCGAGUACGCCGACCACAUCGUGGCGCACAUGAAGGAUCGGAGGUACCUGACCAAGUCCCAGGACUACGACUGGAGCAGGCUGGCGCCGGUUGCAGCAGACGUCUUCGCCUACAAGUGCCCCAUGUUCUCACCCAUGCUGGGACUGUUCGACCUGCAAGAUGCGGUCGCUGCAGCUCCUGCCGCCCGCCGCACCAGGAAGUCCCAGGAGAAGGCGAAGGAGGCCAAGGUGUUGAGUAAGGUGGCAAACGUGGUCACAGAUGAGGAUGGUUUGGAUGCAACUCUGAAAAAGAUACGGCAGACUCUGGGUUCAGUCUACAGGCAGAACAAUAACCGGUCAAUCCGCUUCAUGAAGUUUGUGAUUGACCCACAGUCUUUUUCCCGCUCCAUCGAAAAUAUCUUUCACGUCAGCUUUCUUGUGCGAGAUGGAGUGGUUAGAGUCGAUAAAGAUGAUGAUGGAGAAAUUGUGAUAUCACCUGUUCCUACAAAUCUAAGGAUUGAUUCAAGUGAUAUGGAGAGCCGUAGACAGUUCAUAUUCAACUUGUCAAUGCCGAUGUGGGAGAAAGCAAUCAAGAAACACAACAUUAAAGUUCCGUUGCUAAAACCAAGUGCUUCAGCUGGAGAUAAUUCAACUUCAUCCUGAAAAUAUGAUCAGUGUGCUGAGGUUUGGAGUGUUAAAUGAAAUUUGUAAAUAAUAUAGUAAAAGUAAGUUUUAUUUACUUUUAUUUGAUAGAGUACAGUGGACUCCCUCUCAACUGGCCACCUUUUAACUGUCAACACCACUACAAAUCAACAGUUCAAUUGAACUUAAUAAGCUAGCUGUUAAAGGCACAUUCAUUAGUCAACAUAAUCUGCAACUCAUUGCAGGUGGUGAAAGCGGAGGUCGGUUAAGGGGAGUCCACUGCAUCACUAACAAGUAAUCCCUGUUCUAACAUUAACAGCUGUGCAUUAUCAAGUAUGCUGUUGGCAGUACUGAAUUUCUUAAUAUGUAUUUCAAUAUUGAUUUGUAUGUCACAUAUGUGAUUAAAAAUUCAUAUAAAAACUGUGUAUGUGAGAAAAUCAAGUGGCUCUGUGAGGUUUUGUGGUUGACUUGUCGUGGGCCAGUUGCUUCUGUAUCCAUGGCACGUAGUGUGAGACGCGGGUGAAAAUGUCGGGGACGCCAUUAGCGCAAGGGAUGCCCCAUGACACCAGCCCGACCACGUCACCCCCUCUCACCAGGGGACUGCCGGAGUCGCCCUGCAGACAGUAGCAGUCAGUACAUAGUUGGUGCAACACAAGCCAGCCUGCUUUGGUGACAAGCCAACGCUUAACUUUGCAUAACACCAAAAUUUCUACAUAACAGAUUCAGCCCAAUUCGCCUGCAGUUUUGAAAAAAAAUUAUAUCCCAUCAGUGCAAAUUAGAUUUCAAAUGAACAUUUUGAUAUUUUAGCCUGUUUUUUUUUAACUGCUGGGGACACUUUCAAGGCAUCCAAAUUUCCUUUCAGUUUCUCAUAUUUCCCUUCUAUUCUUUAUUCAUUGUUACCAUAAUUUUUUUCAACUUAAAAUAAAAAAAAUUAAUUAGAGGUGGGUGAAUUUGAUAUGAAAAUAGACAAAAAAAAUUAUGAAUUCAAACUAAGUUUUGAUUCAGAGUUUAUUUUUAACAGAAAAAUAAACCAGUGCAAGGUGUAAAAAUUACUGUAAGAUGAUGUAUGAUUAAUUACUUUUUUAAGUUACACAAAAAAUCUUGGACAACCUCAUUGAUUUCAUCUCUGAAGCAUCUACUUGUUACACCACAUAGGUAAUUUGUACCAUUUAUUUGAAUAAAGAUAAGUUCUUUCAUGUA
Bacillus rossius redtenbacheri is the source of this 2352-nucleotide messenger RNA. Its product is annotated as non-structural maintenance of chromosomes element 4 homolog A-like. NCBI's taxonomy places the organism in Eukaryota, Metazoa, Arthropoda, Insecta, Phasmatodea, Bacillidae. Gene Ontology annotation, biological process: DNA repair. The transcript has 8 exons. The record is from RefSeq and is a predicted model, not a curated record. Gene Ontology annotation, cellular component: nucleus; Smc5-Smc6 complex. The coding region runs from base 241 to 1173 and encodes 310 amino acids.